Messenger RNA from Verruconis gallopava, 999 nucleotides. RefSeq lists its product as uncharacterized. Lineage: Eukaryota; Fungi; Ascomycota; Dothideomycetes; Venturiales; Sympoventuriaceae. Gene Ontology annotation, biological process: cellular response to oxidative stress. Gene Ontology annotation, cellular component: cytoplasm. The transcript has 3 exons. The record is from RefSeq and is a predicted model, not a curated record. Gene Ontology annotation, molecular function: quinone reductase (NADPH) activity; zinc ion binding. Bases 1 to 999 code for a protein of 332 amino acids.
AUGGCGGCGGAAAUACCGAAGACUAUGGAGGGUGUAGUGAUCAAUAAGACCGGCGGGACAGAAGUCCUGGAGUACAAAACCGAUUUACCGGUUCCAACGCCUGGAGAAGGUCAAAUCCUGGUGAAGAAUGAGUUUACUGGAAUAAAUUACAUUGAUACAUACUUCCGCACAGGUUUAUACCCAGUUCCGACCGGCUUCCCCUACAUUCUCGGCCGCGAAUCCUCUGGAAUCGUACAGGCUAUAGGUAGCGGAAAUACGUACGGAUUCUCAGUCGGCGAUAGGGUUGUCUACUUGAAUCAACAUACGUACGCCCAGUACACGGCAGCUGACGCGAGGAUGGCGUAUAAGCUGCCCAACGAGAUCUCCAACGAGCUCGCUACAGCGGCGAUGCUGCAGGGUCUGACUGCUCUGACCAUGAUUCGAGAGUCUCAUCCCGUCAAGAAAGGCGAGUGGAUUCUUGUGCACGCUGCGGCCGGGGGUGUAGGUUUGCUGCUUGUGCAGAUGCUCAAGGCGGUAGGCGCGAAGCUUAUUGCAACAUGUAGCACCAGCAAGCUAGAUCAAGUGAGAAAGUACAAUCCUGACGUCCUGAUCGAUUAUACAACCGAGGACUGGGUUGCAAAAGUUAAGGAGGCUACCGGUGGCGCCGGUGUGGCAGCUGUGUUCGAUGGCGUCGGCAAGGCCACAUUUGACGGCAGUCUGGAGUCUCUAGCUCGCAAAGGCACGAUGGUCAGCUUCGGAAACGCCAGUGGAGCUGUGCCACCCUUUACUAUUGCACGGCUCUCGCCAAAAAAUCUGAAGCUUCUGAGGCCGAUGCUGUUCGCCUAUCUGGCCACCCGAGAAGAAUUCGACGCGUACGCCAAAGAGCUGUUCGAGCAGUUCAUCUUGAAAGAUAAGAUGGACGUAAAGAUUCACGACAUAUAUCCGCUGAAGGAGGUUGCUAGAGCACACGAGGAUAUCCAGAGCAGGAAAACGAGCGGGAAGCUGUUGCUCAGGAUAUAA